Molecule: messenger RNA, 2469 nt
Organism: Leishmania major strain Friedlin
Lineage: Eukaryota; Euglenozoa; Kinetoplastea; Trypanosomatida; Trypanosomatidae
Exons: 1
Coding region: 1-2469 (822 amino acids)
Source: RefSeq, a predicted model, not a curated record
AUGGGCGCCUGCUGCUGUAAAAAUCCCACCUCCUCCGUGGCGAUGGCGGUGGGGGAGGGGGCCGAGUCCAUCCCUCAGGGAGGCGAGGGCAGCGGGGGUGCUCCCACAUCGAGCACCUUCUCUGACCCUUCUGCGCACUCCUUCGCUCUGCCCAGCCACUCGGAGGACGAGACAGUCACGGUAGCUUCUAUGCCGUUAGCCUUGGUCAGCGCAGACAAAAUCGGCGCUGAAGGGCACCUCGAGCGCGGCGAUGGAUCUGAUGAGCUCGCGAGUGACACAUGGCCGUCGUUGGCCGUCCGAGUCUGGCGCCGACGCGGCGGCGUAUCAGGCGAGACUACCUCGUGCGCUCUCACCGCUGCUAUGUGGCAGUGGCGACAGCCGCCUUCAGAGAGGCCGGACGAGUGGCAGGUGCUCCGUCGCGUGCUGUGUGCCCAUCCGCUCUUUGCCGUCUGCCGCGACGAUGCGUCGAUGCUACGGGAUGUCGUGGAGGUCUUUGAGAGGCAGGAGACGCCGCCAGGAGAGGGGAUUGUGUCGCCAGGGGACAGCUGCGCUUUCCAUGUCGUGGUGAAGGGCAAUGCUGUCGCAGACGUCGGCGAUGGCGAUGCAUUGAUGGUACAGGAGCCGAGCAAGCGGCAGGAGUGGGCGGUCGGGGACUGCUUUGGAAGUGAGGGUCUGCUCUACGUCUUGAAUCCAGGCGACGAGGGCGCAGCGGUGUGCGCCGCGGGCCACCCAGAUGCAUCUUCGCCCACUGUCACGUGGCGGCUGAAUCGCGUGCUCUAUCAGAUGCUGAUGCGCACCUUCUACGAUGACGCACACCUCCAGCUCAUGAAGUACCUUUCCCAGUCGCCGCUCUUUCAGCAUCUGUCUCGUGCACAGAUACGACACCUCUGCGAGAGGGCAGAGAUGGUGACAUGGGACACAUCGGCGCGUUUGCUGCAGAGGGGUGAGGCGCCGACCGAUCUCUUUCUUUUAAUGUCCGGCUCUGUGUCCCUCAUGCAUGUCCAGCGGGGCGUCGGGGGCCAGGCAGGCGUGACACGUGUGCAGUCCACCGUUCUCGGCGCAGGCGACUGCGUGGGCGAUGCCGAGCUUCUCCUCUUGCACCGCGCAGCAGACGAGGAAGACGGCACCACUGCCUCAAAGAGGCUGACAGCGAUGCCUUCCUGCUGCACGUACGCAGUACAGCAGCCGGUGCAGGCGAUCCGCAUCCCUAUCGAAGAUCUACUCGCCGUGCUUUCAGGGCACGAUCUGCAGCACAUGCGGGAGCGCAGUCGCAGCGUGCGAGAGUUGGAACUGUGGCAGCAGCAGGUGCAGAUGCCGGGCGGCCUGCGCUCUCUCGUAGAGGAAUGUCUCGUGCUGAACAUCUCCAACACCAACAGCGACAGUGACAGCGACGGCAAUGAGGAUUCGCUGGUGUUGCAGGGAGGACCCAGCGUUGCUGCGUCUCCGCUGUCGAGGCGGCUCUCCGACGACGCGUCGCAGGAUGUAUUUGUGAAAGGUGCCGAUGCGACGGCCUUCUUCCUCAAACAGAUGUUCUCCCGUCAGACGUAUCGGCGUGCGGACGGGCGAGAGCGCGGUCUUUCCAUGGCCGCCUUCGCCCCGUGCCAGCGAUACCGAGUUGGGACGGUUCUGUUCCACGUCGAGUACGCUGCAGGUGGCAACGGUAUGCUACGUGAUGGUGGAGGACUUCCGCCAAGCGAUGAUGCGAACGGUGCAGUGAGCGCAGCAGGCUCUUCUGCAGCUGCGGGGUCUCCAAAGUCUCCUGUGUGUCUCUACGCCGUCUUCUCCGGCGAAGUAACCGUCAUGAACAGCGACACGGGCGAGGCCAUCUACCGCGUCUCUCGUGGCAACACGCUCGGUGAAGAGGCGCUUCUUGCUCCGCUGCGUUGCUGCUCUGCGACAACCUCUCUGCGCACGCACGCGGUCGUCUCCAGCUCCGAUGGGUGCGAGGUGUUUGAGCUCAGCCAGCGCGCGUUCAAGAAGUUCUUGCAGCGACCGUACUGUGAGGCCCUCCGCGACUUCUGCAGUGUCUUCUCCGCCUUCCCAUUCGCAUGGUGUUUUCCUCAACACUACUGGUAUUUUCUGUUCAACUGCACGACGGAGCUCGAGGCAGUCGGCGGCGACCUCAUAGCCGUUCGUGGGGCAGACUGCAAGUGCGUGUCGCUCAUCCUCGAUGGCCAAAUCGGCGCCUACGUCAGAAGCAGUGCAGCGGACAGUGGAGGGAAAGAACAAAACAACGAUGAGGAGACGUCGGUGGCGUCGUUUGCGGCGGGCGACAUCGUCGGCGGGUGGGAGGUGAUGGAGGGACGCCCCUCCAAUGUAGCGUACGUGUGUGUGUGCCGCGCUCGUAUGCUGUGCGUUCCGGCCGAGUCUUUUGCCAGCCUCUUUUGUCCAGUGAUGCCAUAUCUGCGGUUGAUGUGGUCCGAAGGGCGAUAUAAAAGGGUCAUGGCGGUGCCAGCGACGGAAGGCUGA